This is a messenger RNA of Ipomoea triloba (trilobed morning glory), 2928 nucleotides long. Its product is annotated as protein OBERON 3. The record is from RefSeq and is a predicted model, not a curated record. Gene Ontology annotation, cellular component: nucleus. Lineage: Eukaryota; Viridiplantae; Streptophyta; Magnoliopsida; Solanales; Convolvulaceae. The coding region runs from base 182 to 2698 and encodes 838 amino acids. The transcript has 2 exons.
UAGAGGGAGAAAAAGAGAGCACGACCAUGGAGUCCAGUGGUGAAGAUACCCUACAGAUUCUCUAAUAUUUUUCCACAACUGCCCCCUAAUAGGCUUCUGAAUUCUCCCAUUUCUCUGUAAGUUUUGAUCUUUCUGUGUCUUUACCCUUUUUUUUUUCGUAAAAUUUUCUCCUGUUGUAAGCAUGAUGAAUAAAGAGAGAGAAAAUUCGAGCGAAUCUGAGAGCAAAUAUAGGGAGAAUAAUAGUUCUGUUGAUUCCGGGGGGAAAAAUCUUGGGAGCCCAGAAAAGAUCGAAACGUAUACGAAAAAGGGUUUGAAUUUUCUUGGGAAAUCAAGCUCGGAAGCGAAAAUGGUCUACGAUGGCUGCUCUUCUUGGGCGGAUGUUUCUCAGUCAAAGAAGACUGGGUCUUCUGGGUGUCAGGAGCUCACUUUGAGCUACCUCUGUGAUAACUCCAAACUGGGGUUUUUAGAUAGGGAUUUAUCGUUUGAGAAAAUGGGGAAUUUUAAGGGGAAAGAGAUAGCGGUUUCUGAGGAUCAAAUUGAUGAGGGUAAUAGGUGGGUGGAGAGAGAUUUUCUUCAGAUGAAUGAGAAUAGAGGGAAGAGGGAGGCUGAGAAUGAGGGAAUUGAGGCAGAGAAUAGGGAAAAGAAGCCAAAGAUUGAAACUUUGAACCUCUCUUUGGCCUUGCCUGAUGUUUCCCUAUCCCUAGCCGGGUCAAACCGAGUCCAAAAUGGGGAUCUCCCGUCACGGUUGAGGUCUAGUAGGAGCAUUCAGGAGCUAGAACCAUCACUUAACAAUACCCAGACGACGUAUUCGAAUGAUUUCACUGCUGCCUCGCUGUCAUACUCGUAUUCGCAUCCAUUCUCCCAUAACCCCAGUUGCUCACUUACCCGGAACUCGACUGAGAAUUAUGAGUGUUCGAUGGGGAGCCAUAGGAGGGGGAGUGACCAGAUUUGGAAUUGUGGGGAGGGAACUAAUGGAUCAGUUCAUAGCCGGUUUAGACCGAUUGGGGAUGGCGGUGUUGCAUUGUCUAAUCAUGGCAGUGGAACUUUUGCUUUCGGUGGUCGUGUUGGUGUGGUCAAUAAGGAAACUUGUAAUAACAGCUUCUAUAGGACUACAAGUUCAGAUAACAACUCGUUUUUCCCAUCUGAGUUGCCUGCAAGGCCGAGGAUUGAUGGUCAGUCAGGUGAUUCAAGAGGAAAAGAAUCUGAUGGUUUGAGAGGUUUGGAGGGCAUAGAUGGAGGAAGAGUGCCUCGUAAGCUCUCCCGGCCUGAGAGGAUCCUUAGAGAGAUUGUGUCAGAGUCUGUUCCCGUUAUGGCUCAGAUAAUUCAAGAACUUCCCGAUGAAACACUUGAAUCAACGAAGGAAUAUUUGAGGGGUCUCAUUACAAUGCCUGAUAAGAAAGAUGAAUUAGCGAGCCUGCAAUACCGGGUUGAGAGGAGGUCAGACCUUACAAACGGGACUCUCUUGAAAUGCCACAAGAGUCAGCUCGAAAUUUUGGUUGCCAUUAAAAUGGGUCUCGGAAGCUUCUUAUCAAGCCAAACUCGUCUAUCUAAUGCAGAACUAGUAGAAAUUUUUUCACUUGAAAGGUGUCGAAACAUAAAAUGCAAGAGGCCUUUACCCGUUGAAGACUGUGAUUGUAAGAUUUGUUCUACCAAGAAAGGAUUCUGCAGCGAAUGCAUGUGCCCCGUCUGUUUGAAUUUCGACUGUGCCAACAAUACUUGCAGUUGGGUAGGCUGCGAUGCGUGUUCACACUGGUGCCAUGCCGUUUGUGGCAUUCAGAGAAAUCUCAUAAAGCCAGGUCCCCGCUACAAUGGUCCCUCUGCAACAACCGAGAUGCAAUUUUACUGUCUUGGAUGCGGUCAUGCUUCAGAGAUGUUCGGGUUCGUUAAAGAUGUGUUCAAGUCCUGUGCAAAGGAUUGGGGAGAGGAAACCCUUAUUAAAGAGCUAGACUGUGUUCGGAAAAUCUUUCAGGGGAGUGAAGAUUUUAAAGGCAAGGAGCUGCAUGUUAAAGCUGAUGAGUUGCUCACGAAGCUCGAGAAGAAGACAAUGUCUCCAUCAGAUGUUUGCAAUUUCAUUUUCCAGUUCUUUGACUAUGCGGAUGGCUUGUCCGACUUUCCUGUUUCGAACUAUCUUUCGAAAGACAUGGCAAGUCAAGCGAGCCUGAAAAAAGAUGUCGGUCUUCCUUCGACCGCCUCCCUCGUUCCCAAAUCGACGUUCUACAACAUGAACUCGUCGAGCAGUAGACAGGAUUCGGUUCCAGCCGACCAUCAAAACGAAGCAAAGCCGCCUCCCUUCAUGAACGACCAAAUCGUUAAAGACGAAUGGUCCGUGAAGGCGCCCAAGAAAGCCGCGCUCGACAGUUCACCGAAGAAAGCCGCGCUCGACAGCUUGGAAGGCGUCGUGCGCAUUAAAGAAGCGGAAGCGAGGAUGUUCCAGAACAAGGCGGACGAGGCAAGGAGGGAAGCGGAAAGCCUUAGGAGGAUGGCGAGGAUCCAAGGCGAGAAGCUGGAAGAGGAGUACAUGGAGAAGAUGUCGAAGCUGUGCCUGCUGGAAACCAAGGAAAGGAAGAGGAAGAAACUGGAGGAGCUGAAGACGCUCGAGAAUUCGCACUGCGAUUACUACAAGAUGAAGGCGAGAAUGCAGGGCGAGAUUGCGGGUUUGCUCAAGAGAAUGGAAGCAACAAAGCAGCUUUUGGUGUGACUCUUGACAAAUUUUCAAGUGCUGUUGUGCUUUUAGAUAACUUUAUAGUGUUUUUGCUUCAUUCCAUUAUAUGUUUUUGCUAACUUUUUAAGGUUUUUUGAGAUUGUCCUAUUGUUUCAUUGUAGCCUAUCCAAUGGCAUUUUCUUCUUUAAAAUUGGUUCCAGAAUGGCUUGCUCGGCUUUAUGAACUCACCUCAUACUAUUUAUUGUAUUAACCAUUUUUCUUCUUUA